AAUGGUUUCAAUGCCUUUGCUACUGGUAUUCAACUGCACGAACUAUGGACGUACAUUCGUGACAAAAGCCAGAUUGAUGAGUUUCAGAAAUUACCUGCUGGUUUGGUUCGGAAGCACGACGUCGCAUCUGCUGAGUCUAAUAAAGACAAAAACCGUUACAAGGACAUGUAUGCAUCUGAAGUGUCUUCAGUAUUGGCCAGAAGAUAUAAAGGGUGUGUUCAAACACGGUGGUGUUCUUAUUAAGUAUGUGGGCAUCAAGGAAACAUUCGACUACAAUAUCAGAUCACUUGCAAUCACCAAGGAUGGUGAGACCAGGCGCCUAAAUCAAUUCCAUUUCAAGUCCUGGCCUGAUAAAAAUGUUCCAGAUACAACCUGGUGUCUAGUGGAUUUUUGGAGAGUUGUUGCCAAGUGCGACGAUACCAGCACAUCCCCCAUUCUUGUACAUUGCAGGUAA
Molecule: messenger RNA, 454 nt
Organism: Dreissena polymorpha
Lineage: Eukaryota; Metazoa; Mollusca; Bivalvia; Myida; Dreissenidae
Product: tyrosine-protein phosphatase 11-like
Exons: 4
Coding region: 2-454 (150 amino acids)
Biological process (GO): peptidyl-tyrosine dephosphorylation
Cellular component (GO): nucleus; cytoplasm
Molecular function (GO): non-membrane spanning protein tyrosine phosphatase activity
Source: RefSeq, a predicted model, not a curated record